UCUUUCCAUCCAGCCGGCUGUGCAGAAGCAGAGUCCUCCAGGCCGGUAUAGCACCUUGUGCUCUCCUUUGCUCCUUGCUUCUCCGUGGGAGAGGGAAAAGGCUCUGGAGAUGGACCUGUCCUACAGAUCCACCAUCUCCAUCUAUAAGAGUAUUCUGGAGCAGUUCAACCCCGCGCUGGAGAACCUGGUGUACCUGGGGAACAACUACCUGCGUGCCUUCCAUGCAUUAUCUAAAGCAGCUGAAGUGUAUUUUAAGGCAAUCGAGAAGAUUGGGGAGCAAGCGCUGCAGAGCUCCACCUCACACAUGCUGGGUGAAAUUCUGAUGCAGAUGUCCAACACACAGAGACUCCUGAGCUCUGAUUUGGAAGUUGUGGCUCAGACAUUCCACGUGGACCUGCUGCAGCACAUGGAAAAGAACACCAAAAUGGAUGUGCAGUUCAUCAGUGAGAGCCAGAAGCAGUAUGAGCUGGAGUACCAGCGCAGAGCCACCAACCUGGAUAAGUGCAUGGCAGAGCUGUGGAGAAUGGAGAGGGCCCGUGAUAAAAAUGUCCGGGAGAUGAAGGAGAAUGUGAUGCGACUGCGCUCGGAGAUGCAGGCGUUUGUCUCUGAGAGCCAGAGGGAGGCUGAGCUGGAGGAGAAACGCCGCUACCGCUUUCUGGCUGAAAAGCACCAGAUGCUCUACAACACUCUGCUCCAGUUUUACAGCAGGGCUAGGGGCAUGAUCCAGACCAAGGCACCACAGUGGAAGGAGCAGCUGGAGGCCAGCCGCAACCCCUCAAACAGCCACUCGCAGGGGCUUCUCGCAGCCUCCCACAGCCAGGGGUAUCCAUCGGGCCGACUUACCCCCACCCAUCUUGAGAUGCCCCAGAGACCCCUUGGGGACUUUGCUUCCCCCAUGACUGGGAAUAGAUCCAGCGUCUUCUCUCCAGAGCCUCCAGAAAUGAGACUGUCUCCUCAACCAGAGCCCCCCAGGCGGUCACUGCGGAGGACACCAUCAGCCAGUUUGCUCCCUACCGGCCGUAUCUCCCGUUCGGGUUCCUUCGGCGAGUCCGGCAGCGGCAGCGAAGGCAGGAGGAGGAGCGGCACGGCGAGAGUGCAGGCGAUCGUGCCCCACACGACGGGUGUCAACCGGACCCUGCUACGGUUUGACCCCGGGGACGUCAUCACGGUGCUGAUGCCGGAUGCGCAGAACGGGUGGCUGUACGGCAAGCUGGAGGGCUCGUCCACAUGCGGCUGGUUCCCUGAAGCUUAUGUCAAGCCUCUGGAGGAUGCGAGGGAGAUGCAGGAGCCAGCCACCAGGUCCUUCCCGCUGCGAAGCAGUCACAGUAUGGAUGACAUCCUGGACCAUCCCAGCACUCCCUCCUCUAGCAAUUACUGGCCUGCCGCUGCCCAGCCCAGUUUGCUGAACCCACCUCCCCUCUCGGUGGGUGCCAGCGGUCACCAGAGUGGGGUGGCCACCCCCGUCAGUUCUGGCUCCAAGAAAUCAGGAGUAUUUGACCAGCCCCCCGAACUCUUCCCACGAGGUACCAACCCCUUUGCCACAGUCAAGCUGCGUCCCACAGUCACCAACGACCGCUCGGCACCCAUCAUCCGAUGAAGCGGGGCUGUGGACGGCGGAGAACCUCAG
Haliaeetus leucocephalus (bald eagle) is the source of this 1627-nucleotide messenger RNA. It is a transcript of the gene BAIAP2L2, whose product is annotated as BAI1-associated protein 2-like 2. The transcript has 14 exons. Bases 110 to 1597 code for a protein of 495 amino acids. Gene Ontology annotation, molecular function: protein binding. NCBI's taxonomy places the organism in Eukaryota, Metazoa, Chordata, Aves, Accipitriformes, Accipitridae. The record is from RefSeq and is a predicted model, not a curated record. Gene Ontology annotation, biological process: actin filament bundle assembly; plasma membrane organization; positive regulation of actin filament polymerization. Gene Ontology annotation, cellular component: cytosol; nucleoplasm.